GAGGCUUUACCAAAGAGACUGGGAGAGGCUGUACCAAAGAGACUGGGAGAGGCUGUACCAAAGAGGCUGGGAGAGGCUGUACCAAAGAGGCUGGGAGAGGCUGACCAAAGAGGCUGGGAGGGGCUGUGCCAACGAGACUGGGAGAAGCUGUACCAAAGAGGCUGGGAGAGGCUGUACCAAAGAGGCUGGGAGAGUACCAAAGAGGCUGGGAGAGGAUGUACCAAAGAGGCUGGGAGAGGCUGUACCAAAGAGACUGGGAGAGUACCAAAGAGGCUGGGAGAGGCUGUACCAAAGCGGCUGGGAGAAUACCAAAGAGGCUGGGAGAGGCUGUACCAAAGAGGCUGGGAGAGGCUGUACCAAAGAGACUGGGAGAGGCUGUACCAAAGCGGCUGGGAGAGGCUUUACCAAAGAGGCUGGGAGAGGCUGUACCAAAGAGCCUGGGAGAGGCUGUACCAAAGAGGCUGGGAGAGGCUGUACCAAAGAGGCUGGGAGAGGCUGACCAAAGAGGCUGGGAGGGGCUGUGCCAAAGAGACUGGGAGAGGCUGGGAGAGUCUGUACCAAAGAUGCUGGGAGAGGCUGUACCAAAGAGGCUGGGAGAGGCUGUACCAAAGAGACUGGGAGAAGCUGUACCAAAGAGGCUGGGAGAGGCUGUACCAAAGAGGCUGGGAGAGGCUGUACCAAAGAGACUGGGAGAGGCUGUACCAAAGAGGCUGGGAGAGGCUGUACCAAAGAGUCUGGGAGAGGCUGUACCAAAGAGUCUGGGAGAGGCUGUACCAAAGAGUCUGGGAGAGGCUGUACCAAAGAGGCUGGGAGAGGCUGUACCAAAGAUGUAUUUCAGAAAACAAAGUGUGAUAAUUAACCAUAUAACCAGGGCAUGCUCCAGGCAGAAGCAACAUGAGCAGUUGCUUAGGACCCCAGACCACUCAUAAUAAUAAUAAUGAAAUAAAAAAUACACUAACGUUCAAAAGUUUGGGGUCAUUUAGAACAAAAAAUGUU
Oncorhynchus gorbuscha (pink salmon) is the source of this 996-nucleotide messenger RNA. Its product is annotated as retinitis pigmentosa 1-like 1 protein. The record is from RefSeq and is a predicted model, not a curated record. Lineage: Eukaryota; Metazoa; Chordata; Actinopteri; Salmoniformes; Salmonidae. The transcript is spliced from 2 exons. Bases 216 to 929 code for a protein of 237 amino acids. Gene Ontology annotation, biological process: cornified envelope assembly.